GUUUUAAUGUGCUCGUUGCGCCUCGCGUAUUCUCGGCUUCAUCCUCAUCGCGGCAGGAGCGGUUGCGACCGUGAGCGACAGCACGCACAACACCAAGCCCAACUGGAUGGGAGGGGCACCGAAGGAGCCUCCAGAAAUGAGAAAGCUCGUGCAUCCGACGUCAUCCAGUGUUCUUAUUGAAAUCCAUGACCAGCCCCAGCCAGAAAUUGAGACCUCGUCGAGGUCGUCGGAUAGUGAUGACGAUUCGGAUGAUGAUGAAAAGAGCCUUCUUGACUACAACGGGACAGACGGCAUCAAGAUGGAAGAGCGACAUCUGCCGACAUGUUUGGCUGAGCAGCUAUGGUAUCCAUACCGCCAGCUUGUUAUGGUGUGUACUAGUUCCAUUCCUCUGGCGCUGGAGUACUUCCUCAUGCCUGUGGCAGUUUCCAGCGAGUACGUUUGUGGUGUUUGCCGUCACCAAUACAACCUUUGUUGGGGCAUGGUCAUUGUUUGCUUGGGUUGCGUCCCUCAUCACCAAACCUGGCCUAUUUGCAGUGGUCGUAGCAUGUGGCGUAUGUGCCGCACGCUUUGCCGCUCUCUUGAUUGCAUAUCCUGGUCAUCUCCGCGUUGUAACUCGGGACUGCGAGCGCAAUUUCGCCAAAAUGUGCAAGCGAUGGCUGGCAUUGACUGCUGAAACGACAGAGGAGCUUCUGAGCAUGCUGGAAACGACAGAGACGUGGGACCAGCCCCGCAUCGAGUCGCUCGUCACCAUUCGAAACGAAUAUCGAUCCUGCGUCACCAACAUCAUGACAAUCUUGGGGCGUUCGUUGGAGCUCGUCGAUGAAGACGAAACAUUAACUGCCGACGGGCAUCUCGUCCUUUCACGAGUCCGGGCUUUUCUACAUUAUGCCGAAGACUUGGAGCCGUCCAUGCUACAAGUAAUCUCUCGAAUUGGCACCGCGCCAUCCUUCCAAUCCCCUCCCCAUGCGACGCUCUUGACGGAGUUCAAGACAUGUGUGCACGACCUCCGAAGUGCCAUCGAAUAUAUGGGGGAACCAUCGACAACUCCGCCACGGACGGGUCUCUUGCGGUUGAUUAGCGAGCUAUGGCAGUCUCGGCAUCCACUUCAAAUCGUGGCCAACUUGAGCCUCAUGCGAGCCGACUUGGCUGCGCGAUUUAAUGGUCGGCAAGUGUGGGUCGUAGCGCCAGACGGCCACCGCAUCGAUGCCAUGUUCCUUCCAGGGCAUGGCAUGUCGAAUGAAUCCACCAACACUGGACGGACAGUCGUGCUGUGCAACCCAAAUUGUGGACUGUACGAAUUUCACCAUUUUCAAUCGGACUGGAUUCCGUUUUACACGAGUCGCGGCAUUAACGUUUGUGUAUUCAACUACCGAGGCUACGGUCGAUGUCGUGGAUAUCCGUCGCCGCACGUCAACAACAUGGACGGCAUGGCCAUGGUCCAUCAUUUACGAGUCGUGCGAGGCAUUGCACGACUGGCUGUGCAUGGCGAAUCCAUUGGGGGCUUGGUUGCAACGUAUGUGGCAAAGAAUGCGCCAGGGAUUGAAUUGUUAGUGGCUGACCGGACGUUUGCCAACUUGCCCGCAGUCGCCCAGCGGUUGGUCGCGUCGUGGGCAGGGACAGCGUUGUCGUGUGUGACGAGGUGGCAGACGGAUAACGUGGCCAACUAUUUGGACGCCCCUUGUCACAAAGUGAUUUGUUGUGAUCCGUGCGAUGAGAUCAUCGCGGACAGUUCGUCGCUAAAAGCUGGAAUUGCGCUGCGACUGGAGCUGGGUGACGCAAACGUGGAUUCGAUUCCACAUCGGCGGACACUGCCUUUGUGGAUGCAGCUGCCAUGCUCUUCCAUGCAUCGUGCUAGCACCGUUGAAGCGUCCGCUGUGGUCCCAUCAGGGACCACCUUGAGCGAAUCCACCGUUGAAGCCUUUGCUCUCGCCUUGGAACGCAUCGCCCAGCGGGCUCGACUAGUUAUGACAGCUGGCGACAGUGCAAUUAUUACUAAGGACGAGAAGCGUAUCGUCGAUGUCUGGAGUGCCAUUGCCUCCGUCGAUGGCCAUUGUGGCCAAUGCUUGUUUUACGCGUCAGGCGGCGGGUUGGAAACGAUUCGAGCUUGGAUGGCGUCGCUGUUAGUGUGGGGUCCAUCACGGUCGCAGUGCCAGAUCGCUCACCCCGAAACCAAGACGGAGCGCAGGCGGGACGACUUUGUCACGCCGAUCUCGCUCGAGCAAGCCCACUCGAUUCUGUUGCGAAUAUUGGGCGAAACUCCGUUUUUGCAGCAAGACGCAGACGUGACGACAGUUCUAUCGACCGUCCAGUUCUUGGAAGAGUCGAUGGCCGCCCGAGUGCUCCAGACAUCGCACGACAUCGGGCUCUUGGUCCCUCUCAACUGCGGCCACAAUGCCAACUUUAGCGACCGUGAAAAGGAAGCGUUUAUCACCCACUUGAUCAACGUCGGAUGGCUCGAUCCAGACGCCUACGCGCAAAUCCAUUAAUGUCGACACUGAUUGCCUUCAUGUGUACGUCGCCCGUUGUGUGCGUGCGCGACAGCCAUUGUUCAUGCGCGAUACAUCUGGAUGGAUGCUUUGGGCAUGGGUGCAUACAAGCUGCAAGCCCUUACACUGCGUCAGCGCUCUCGAGCGAUGCACUUGUUUCGUCAACUCCGCGCUCUGACCUUGACAAGUAGUCAUUGUACUGCUGCAGCGAACGCAUGGACCUUGCGAGUAAAAAUGCCAAAACCACCGACUCCAAAGAGCUUUGAAACUCAUCCUAGUUUUGCGCGUACACACUGCUAAACAAUCCUAAUACAUAUGCAGUUUACGCUCAGACAGCUACAAUGUGCA
Messenger RNA from Aphanomyces invadans, 2834 nucleotides. RefSeq lists its product as hypothetical. Lineage: Eukaryota; Oomycota; Saprolegniomycetes; Saprolegniales; Verrucalvaceae. The transcript has 14 exons. The coding region runs from base 186 to 2486 and encodes 766 amino acids. The record is from RefSeq and is a predicted model, not a curated record.